Molecule: messenger RNA, 859 nt
Organism: Chionomys nivalis (European snow vole)
Lineage: Eukaryota; Metazoa; Chordata; Mammalia; Rodentia; Cricetidae
Gene: Crabp2
Product: cellular retinoic acid binding protein 2
Exons: 4
Coding region: 116-532 (138 amino acids)
Biological process (GO): fatty acid transport
Cellular component (GO): cytosol; nucleus
Molecular function (GO): fatty acid binding
Source: RefSeq, a predicted model, not a curated record
CCCCGGGUGGAAGGAUUAAUUUUGUAAAGGGGACAGAGAAGUAGUUUUGGGCUAAAGAACGCAGCGUCCAGUGCUCCAGCUGAGGAUCUAAAGAGAAAACCACCUUGCUGCCACUAUGCCUAACUUUUCUGGCAACUGGAAGAUCAUCCGAUCGGAAAACUUUGAGGAAUUACUCAAAGCUCUGGGGGUGAACGUAAUGCUGCGGAAGAUCGCCGUGGCUGCAGCAUCCAAGCCAACAGUAGAAAUCAAACAGGAGGGCGACUCUUUCUACAUCAAAACUUCCACCACUGUACGAACCACAGAGAUAAACUUCAAGAUUGGGGAGGAAUUCGAGGAGCAGACUGUGGAUGGGAGAGCCUGUAAGAGUUUGGUAAAAUGGGAGAGUGAAAACAAAAUGGUGUGUGAUCAGAGACUUCUGAAGGGAGAGGGCCCCAAGACCUCCUGGACCAGAGAACUGACCAAUGAUGGAGAGCUGAUCCUGACCAUGACGGCAGAGGACGUCGUGUGCACCAGGGUCUACGUCCGAGAGUGAGCGCCUGUCGGUCCAAGACAGGGUCUACGUCCGUCCGAGAGCGAGCGCCUGUCGGUCCAAGAGCUGCGAGAAAAUUCUUCCCCUCCCUUCAUGGGCCGCUAAGCUCCCUUCCUUGUCUGUCUUCCCAGCUAGCUCUCCCCUUACUCCUGAAGGUCACUCUUCCUCCAGCCUUUCGUUCUUUGCCUCCUCUGUGCCAGAGAGGAGUUGACUACAAAAGCCCGAAACCCCUUCCACCGCCUGAGCCCUCCCCAGGUCAGCAGGCUCAGUUCCAUCCAGGGUCCUUCCUGGAGAAGACUGUCUCUCCGGCCUCAGCUCUUUAUCCUUGUA